Messenger RNA from Nematocida parisii ERTm1, 980 nucleotides. RefSeq lists its product as uncharacterized. NCBI's taxonomy places the organism in Eukaryota, Fungi, Microsporidia. The record is from RefSeq and is a predicted model, not a curated record. The transcript has a single exon. The coding region runs from base 1 to 936 and encodes 311 amino acids.
AUGAAAAUAUCCACAGAAAAAGAAGACUCUUCCCUUUCUCAGAUGAGUGGCAUGGAAAGGAAGAUUAAGUCACUUUGGGUGCAAAUUGUUCUCAUGGGAGUAGCACUUAUUGCAUAUAUUAAGAUAGGUGGUAUUUGCUUGUUUUGCAUACUAGGAUAUUUCUGUGCAAAUUCAUGCUGUAUUCUUCUAAUGAUUUUGUUAAUGGCAUCUACUUCUAAGAAAAAGAAAAAGCCAGAAUCGCUCCGUACACCGCCGCAGCAAACAGUUAAAUCAGAAGCAAAGCCUGUGGAGAAAGAGUCCUAUAAAAAGCUAGACAUCAACUUUCAACUGUCAUUUAGGAAAAAAAACAAGCCCAUAAUACCUCCUAAGCAAAUUGUUAUCAAGAAGUAUGAAGAGUAUGUAGAAGAAUUUAAGCUUACAAAGCAGCUAGAAAAAGAGUUCAAAACAUGGGUGCACAGAAAUGUACUUCUUCCUACUUUGAAUGAGCCUGUGCUUCCUAUGAGCAGAACAAAAACGCCUAAAUCUUUGACUAGAAUGGAGAUAAAUGACUUGAAAAUGAUGUGUGGAAAUGGAUUUAUGUGCUAUGAUAAAAACAAUGAGCUGCACAGCAAGGCGCUGUUCAAAGUUUUUUACAAUUACUUUAACGAGAAAAUGCCUGAAGACAGCUCAUACUACACAAACCCAAUGGAUGAGUUCAUUUUUGAUGAUAUAAGCAAAAUAAAAAUAAGCCGAUAUGGGCUUUUGGUUGAAGAUGUGGAGUCUCUAAUAGAAGGGAAAAAAACCUUUAAUGUGUACUUUAUAAAUAAGAACACACUAUAUGACACACAGGGAGACGUAAUACUUUCUUUCUUAAUCCUUUUAAUAUUUGCAAAUAGAAAUGAAGGAAGAUAUCUUGGUGCUUUUUCUUUGAGAGGUCUUCCUUUUCUUUCAAAAUAACCAUAAGUAGUAAUUAAUAAUAAAAACUAGAAUAUACUCCCACC